AUGCUCACUCGCGAUGAUAUUCCUCGCGGCUGCAUCAUUUACACAUGUGACACUGUCACUCUUCAUCCUUACCACUUCACCCAUUUCUCAGCUAUUGGACGUUGCGCUCCUCCGGAUCUUACUCGUCGCCAAAUUGAUUUAUCACCCCUAGCGUCUAGGCGAUAUCGUGAUGACUUUCGUUUGAUAUCUCCACCACAUUCCACUUCAACAAAGCAGUCUGGGUCUAGUUCUUCUGAGAAACAACUUCCAUCACGGGUCUCUGGACGGCAGACUUCUUUUGAGCUCAAACAGUAG
Messenger RNA from Dicrocoelium dendriticum, 294 nucleotides. The record is from the annotation of a GenBank genome assembly. NCBI's taxonomy places the organism in Eukaryota, Metazoa, Platyhelminthes, Trematoda, Plagiorchiida, Dicrocoeliidae.